CGUGUUGUGCGCCUCCGGAUCAGCGCUGUGUCUGCUGAAACGUGCCAUGGUGUGAAGCGGAUCAUUUCCAUGGACCAUCUGCUCGGCGUUUACCCCUACAACAAAGAAAGGACCCAGGAUGGUGUUAGUGCAUGUCGGAUAUCUGGUUCUCCCGGUCUUCGGCUCAGUUAGAAACAGAGGAGCACACUUUACCAGGCAUCAACACAGCCAUGCUACCUCCUGCCGACAUUUUCACCUGGGUGCUCCGCAGGCACCACUAUCAGCUGAGUUUCCUCUAGGACAUGCUAGUCAGGCUCCACAGACGGCUCUGGCCCCCCACCUGCCCCCUGCGCACCAUCCGCCUCUCACUGCCCUCCCAGCGGCGCCUCAGUUCCAGGAUGUGCCUGGGCCCCCCUUUCUACCUCAGGCUUUACACCAGCAAUACCUCAUCCAACAACAGCUUCUGGAGGCUCAACAUCGAAGGAUCCUCCCACACUCCAGAAGAAAUCAGGAACGCAUUUCUAUGAAUCCUCACCGAUUGCGCGCAGGCUACGAGUACUCCUCACCUCUGCAUGUGUCCCAGGGGGUCCCACAACAGCCACGUUACCUGGCAGAAGGCACUGACUGGGAUCUCAGUGUAGAUGCUGGCACCCCGCACCAUCAGUACCCGCUGCAGCAGAUGCCACAGCACUAUCAGCAUUACCUGGCCACCCCGCGUUUGCACCACUAUCCUAGAAAUACGUCAUCUGCACAAGUGGUUGUACACGAAAUUAGAAACUACCCGUAUCCCCAGCUGCACCUACUAGCACUGCAAAGUCUUAAUCCUUCAAGGCAUGUCACGGCAGUGCGGGAAAGUUAUGAGGAGUUGUUGCAGCUCGAGGACAGACUGGGGAGUGUCAGCCGAGGAGCUGUUCAGACGACAAUUGAGAGGUUUACCAUUCCUCACAAGUACAAAAAGAGGAAACCCAUGCAGCUAAGGAUUGACGAAGAGGAAUCCGAUGUGGAUGAGAAAUGCACAAUCUGUUUGUCUAUGCUUGAAGACGGAGAGGACGUCAGGAGAUUGCCAUGUAUGCACCUCUUUCACCAAGGCUGUGUGGAUCAGUGGUUGGCCACAAGCAGGAAGUGUCCCAUCUGUCGAGUUGACAUCGAAACACAGCUGAAUGCUGACAGCUGAUAGACAGACACCCACCUGUCAAUCACCUUGUGUGCUUCUCACUUUCUUCCGCCCCCAUGUGGGUGCUUUGCCAAAUGUCUCCAGACUGUUUGUGACAUCAUCAUGACGUUAAACUGAGCCAAGCUGACAUACUAACUGCAUGAGAGGACCCUUGCGUACUCUCUCCUCUAUAAGCACAUCUCCUUGGAAGCAGAAGUCGUAAACACAUACUCAUAUGUUCACAGGGCUUACUAGUAGCUUGCUGGUCAAAAGUGGGGUGUUGUUACUGUUGUGGUGUUGUUCCUUAGGUAGCCCUGGGCUGUGUAGCAUGUCCUUAAAGCCAUGACUUUGUGUCCUGUGAGUGGUUAGUACAUAACCCCACACUAAGCUCUCUCUUAUAUAUAUUUAAAUUUUUAGAAAUACUUUUCAUGUGAAUAAUCUGCCACACAGGAAAGUUUAUAAGCUCAUAUGUUCUGAUGCUGUUUACCUAGUUAACCUUUGUGAUCAUAGUAGAGUAGCAGUAAUCAAUAAGUAAUGUCCGGUGCAGUGGGAAGGGUAUCAUCUUAGUUAACUCUCUCACGCAGCUUUGAAAUUUUGCAUAAAAAGCCUAAACUUUGUGACCGAAAGAGAGCUGCUCUUGCAUCUGGAUCUUUAUCUGCCACAAGCAGCAGCACGGUCUAAAUUUAAUGCUUCUUUUAUGGUGAUGGUGGAGGCUGUUAAUAUUGCAUCUUUCAACCUAACAGAUACAGUGGGCUUUGCAUGAGUUAAUCUUGAGCGCUUACAGAACAAAAAUGUGACUGUGACAUUUACUCUUACUGUGGUGUCUGCUCUGAUUUGAUGGGAGUAAGAGGAUACUCUUUUUUUUAUGUUUACCUAAAGUCCUACUGAACAAGCACACGCGGUAAGGGUUUUUCUCUUGGUGUUGAAUUUGGAUUGGUUAAUAAUUAGGCUUAGACUCUGCAGUAUUUCAAGAGCAAUCUAGUGUAUUGAUUUUGUGUAUUCAUGUGACAGACCUACCCUUGUGGUUGCUAUGCUGGUUGCUAUGCUGUUUAGCUAGGACAUGUAGAAUGUGUUUUGCAAUGGAGGCAGUCUCCCGCUCCCAGUGCACACAGGCGUGAGACGAUACACCAACAAAAUACACCCAAGCAAAUUAAACAAUGAUCAUGGCAUAGUGUAUUUGUAAUUACUCAGAGGUUCAGGGCUUAAGAAUGCCAGUAAGACCCUCACCAUCCUCUGUGCUGUGGUCAAAAAUAAACACCCUCGCCGAGAUCCUAUCAGUUAUAUGUGUUAAGAGUUUGUUCCUCUCUGUCUUGUGCACUGCCAGUGUUGACAUUACCUCCACAAGCAGUGAAGUCACCAGUAAUAAAGUGUUAUAGUUUACACAGGGUGUUGUCAAGUUGAGAUGCCUUAAAUAUUUAACAAUCAUAACUGUAGAAAUUGUGAGUAUGUAUUUAAUUUUAGUCUUUUAGGGCAACUGAUUCAUAUCUUAUUUAUUUACAGAUAACAAAAAAUGCUAUGAAAAAAAACAAUUACCUCAUUUUUGCAUAGUUUUAAAUGGGAAUGUUUUGCAUGCAGUGGUACUUUUUGAAACACAAAAGCUCAAGAACAACCCUGAUGUUUGAUCCUUUCCAGCUGGCUGUGUGAUGUUUACUGUCCAUGCCUGAGCUACUGAGCCAAUCUCUGUCUGUCACCACUCAUGCGGUGCUGUGGAUGUAUGCUACAUUCCAAUCAAUGCAUUUGCUCUAAUACCCCAUGCUGUGACGUAGUGGACAAACUGCAAUGAAGUGGACUGGUUUUUAAUUAUGAUUCUUAUUUUUUGCACUAACUGUUCAAAUAUGGGAACCCUCUCACUGGCCAACAGAACUUAUAACAUUCAACUUUUGUGUGUUUUUUGUAUGCUCUGUUUUUUGUUUUUUGUUUUUUUUUACAAUGCACUAUGUUUUAACAGUAUAACAAGUGCCUCGCUUUAAGUGUUAACAUUAAUACAAUCAACCCAUGAAGCCACCAUUGCCUUAUUAGUUGCGUGAUUAAAUGAAAGGGUGAAGAAGGUGCUACUACAUUUGACAGGUCUCCAAAAGCCAUUGGAAAUUCUAAACACUGAACCCUCUGCCAUCCUUAAAUUUGGUCUUGUUUAUUUGUCCGUUUGCUUAUUUGCUCUACACCCAUCAUUCUUUUUCAUGCGAUGGAGGAUUUCAAAGCACAACUUUUUGAAAAAUGCAUGUCUCAGGUGUCAGUACAUUACUGUCUCUCUCAAGAGUAUAUGGUGAGCUACAAACCACAUGUAAAGACAAUUAUUGCUGCUUGAAUAUUAAAGUCUAAAAUCGAAGAGAAAGUAUCCCAAAAAAGUGCCAGUGAAAGGGCUGCCGUCAUCCUUGUAUGAAAAUCUGGUGUUUAGCUGUGACUGAGCAGUGUUUUUCAAUAUAGGAUAUUUAUCUGAAAAUAGAACUAUUUAUAAUUAAUAUUAAAGCAAUAUAGCAUUAAUAGUAUGUUGUUAAUGAAAUGAAUGGGCAUAUUGUGAGUAAAUAUUAGAUUUACAUAUUGGUGGUAUUUUUUGUACUUUAUUUAUUAUUACUAAUAUUAAUAAUUUUCAACUUUACUUUGCCAGUUGCAAAAUGUUUUGUUUAAAUUUUAAGUUUCAUGGCUUGUAUAAUAUCAUUUUGUAUGUGCUCAUUUUCUAAUAAACUGGAUGAAAUGGG
Molecule: messenger RNA, 3828 nt
Organism: Periophthalmus magnuspinnatus
Lineage: Eukaryota; Metazoa; Chordata; Actinopteri; Gobiiformes; Gobiidae
Product: E3 ubiquitin-protein ligase RNF165-like
Exons: 8
Coding region: 119-1153 (344 amino acids)
Molecular function (GO): ubiquitin protein ligase activity; zinc ion binding
Source: RefSeq, a predicted model, not a curated record